AUGCUCUACAGAUUGUAUUUUAAAGUCUCUGUUGUACUUGUUUUAGCACCAUUCUCUUUUGCAGGUCAGGAAAAUUUCCAUGAUCAUUUAAUUGAAGAAAAAUUUAUCCAGGGUUCCACACAAGAAUUGGAAAGAGAUAUAGAGGACGUAAAAGUCUCUUUCCAGAACAAGACAUUGGCCUUGCAAAGGAUCCAAAUUAUGGAUGCCCUGAGAAACAAACUGAAACAAGAUGAUGUGAGCUCACGUCUGAUCCUGGAAACAAUGAAACACAUAGUAUUGCUCAGCCAGACAAUAACUGAAUAUCAGCAGCAAGCACGUCAGAAGGAAGAGCAGUUGAUUGACAUUAAAAGGAAAAGACUCUCACUGACAAAAGAUGGAGGACAGAAACUACAGCAAAUUCAGACCAUGAUGGAAAGGCAAAAGGAGAAACAAGCGAGUAUGAAUGUCACUGAAACAGAGAAGAUGCUUUAUAAAUUAAAAAAAGAAAGAGAGAUUACUGCAAUAAUUCAAAAUGUGUUCCAGAGCAUCAUCAUUGGAAGCAGAGUUAACUGGGCAGAAGAUCCGUCUUUAAAGGCAAUUGUUCUACAGCUUGAAAAUAAUGUCUAUCUUCAGUGAGCCAGGAGGUGGAUACAGUGGUGCUUAUUUUAUACACAGUGCGCAUUUUAACUAAAUUUGAGAGAUUAUAUGUAUCUCAAAAACAAUUUUAUUUUAAAAUGAAUUGUAAAAUUUGAUCUUUCUGAAAGGUGUUCUUUCUAGAGAAUUAGAAUGUGUCCAAGCAAUUCUUUGAAGUUAAAUUUAUCUUCUGGUGGACAGCAAACGUUUGAAGAGGCAGUAGAGCUGAAAUGAAACUAACUGAAGACUCACUUUUCAAGCUGUCCUGUCUCAAGCACUCGUUUUCCUCUGAAAAGCAACAAUAAUGCAAGAAAAGUUCAAGGUUUCAUGUAGAAGUGGACUUUGAAACAGAGACUUUGCUGUACCGCUUUCCUGGGGACCAGCAGGCUGUGGGGCUCAAGCAGGAUGCUUGACCCUGCUCUGUCCCAAUCAAAAGCUCAAUCUGGAAUAUUUAUUCGCAAGUCUGGAUUUGGGAUUAUUUUUGUUAUUAAGUCAUUUAUGGAUCAUUUUAAACAUUAUUUUAAACAGAAAUUUUAUGCUUUUUUUAGCAGUGAUUCUUGUCUGUAGAGGCAACUGCAUACUGCCAGCUGUGCAGCUAAGCAGUGUU
Molecule: messenger RNA, 1219 nt
Organism: Cyanistes caeruleus (blue tit)
Lineage: Eukaryota; Metazoa; Chordata; Aves; Passeriformes; Paridae
Source: RefSeq, a predicted model, not a curated record